Zootoca vivipara (common lizard) is the source of this 2331-nucleotide messenger RNA. It is a transcript of the gene WDFY2, whose product is annotated as WD repeat and FYVE domain containing 2. Gene Ontology annotation, biological process: positive regulation of protein phosphorylation; positive regulation of fat cell differentiation. The record is from RefSeq and is a predicted model, not a curated record. Gene Ontology annotation, cellular component: early endosome. NCBI's taxonomy places the organism in Eukaryota, Metazoa, Chordata, Lepidosauria, Squamata, Lacertidae. Gene Ontology annotation, molecular function: protein binding; metal ion binding.
UGGCGUUGGUCGGUGUAGGGGAGGCUCCUGGUUCCCGAAGCAGCUGCAUCUGCGGGAGGAAUCCGGCUUGGCUUUCUACGCCCUUUGGUCCUCUUAUGGCGGCGCCGGCACUUCCUUCGUCCCCGCUCCGCCGCCGGCCACUGCUGCUCGGCCAGGUGGACGGCUCUCCGGACCACGCCGUGACCAUGGCGGCCCUGGUGCCCAAGGAGGACGGCUUCCUCAGCGUCUCGGAGGACAGAACUGUUCGUGUGUGGCUGAAGAGAGACAGUGGUCAGUAUUGGCCUAGCAUAUACCACUCACUGCCUUCUCCGUGUUCGUGCAUGUGCAUUAACCCAGAAACAAGGAGGCUGUCUGUCGGUCUAGAUAACGGCACAAUCUCAGAAUUUAUUUUAUCAGAAGAUUACAACAAGAUGACUCCAGUUAAAAGUUACCAGGCUCACCAGAGCAGGGUUUUGAUGGUUCUGUUUGUUCUGGAGAUGGAAUGGAUCCUGAGCAUAGGACAGGAUAAGCAUUUCACGUGGCAUUGCUCAGAAAGUGGGCAGCGACUUGGCAGUUACCGCAUUAGUGCAGGUGCUUGUGGACUCCAAUUUGAUAUGGAGACCCGGCAUGUUUUUAUCGGUGAUCAUUCUGGGCAAGUGACCAUCCUGAAACUGGACCAAGAGAACAGCAACCUGAUCACAACUUUUAGGGGACAUACAGGUGGAAUCACUGCCCUCUGUUGGGAUCCUGUGCAGCGUGUCUUGUUCUCCGGCAGUUCUGAUCAUACCAUUAUUAUGUGGGACAUCGGAGGAAGAAAAGGAACAGCCAUCGAACUGCAAGGACACAAUGAUAAAGUUCAAUCCCUCUUCUAUGCCCAUCACACACGCCAGCUUAUCUCUUGUGGAGCAGAUGGAGGAAUCGUCGUCUGGAAUAUGGAUGUUGAGAGGCAAGAGACGCCUGAAUGGCUGGAUAGCGACUCUUGUCAAAAGUGUGAUCAGCCGUUCUUCUGGAACUUCAAACAAAUGUGGGACUGCAAGAAAAUAGGCCUUAGACAGCAUCAUUGCCGGAAGUGCGGGAAAGCAGUAUGUGGCAAGUGCAGUUCAAAACGCUCUUCCAUACCACUGAUGGGGUUCGAAUUUGAUGUGAGAGUCUGUGAUAGUUGUUACGAAUCAAUAACAGAUGAGGAGCGUGCUCCCACAGCCACUUUCCAUGACAGCAAACACAAUGUCGUCCAUGUACACUUUGAUGCAACACGAGGGUGGCUCCUGACAUCUGGGACAGACAAAGUUAUUAAGUUGUGGGAUAUGACACCUGUAGUAUCUUGAUGCAUCGGUGAAACACAAAGCAUUACUGAAGAAGGGAUUCUUAAUGUACUGCAGAAGAUGAGAUGAAGCAAGCUGUGUGGCGACUGUUAACUUCCGGAUGGUUUUUCAAGUGAUGUACUAGAUCCAGGGUGAACACUUGCACCAAACACUCUACUUCUUUGUUCUCAAAAUGCAAGAAAUAUUUUUUAAAACGUAACAACUAUACAAUCUGGCUCUGCUCAGCCAUUUGGAACUUGUCUGGGAAGUCUGUGUGCGGUGCGUGUUUCAUGUUCUCUGUCGACUUGUGCUGUUUGGCGUGGAGGAAUUCUUGCAAAUGUGAGUAGCAUUCUGCAAUAUUAGGUGAGAAAGGCUGAAUCUGCUCUUAGGGGCUAAAAGAAAAGCAAAGGAUUCCUCUUUCUAUCUUUUCCAGCAGAGUCAUUGAGCAAGAACCUUAACAGUAAAGGUAGUCUUUGCAACGACAUUCUAGCAAAUGGUACUGUGGGUUGUGAGGGGAAAGAAAAAGUGAGACAACGUCCAGUCUUUUUCAUUGCAUAGCCAAGAGAAUGCUUGUUUAGCAACAAAUUCUAAAGUGGCUAAACUAUGUUUCAGGCUUGACCCAUGAGCAUGGAAACCAGUUCAAACUGAGGGCUGCAUAAAAUAGUUUUAUGCAAUUGCCACACCUUGUCAGUGUGGAAAUAUUCUUGUUUAGCUGGACCAGUGAUACCUGAACAUUUUUUUUUUUGAAGGUGGGGUGAGAAUUAUGCUAGUGUUACUGGGCAUGGUUUGAAACUAACUAUUCCAUUCCUGUCAUCUCUCUGGCAGGAUGUGUUUUUUAAAUUGCUGAUAACUCUAAUUUGUUUCUAAUUCUCAAUGUUGCCCCCCCCCCCAAUUAAUGUGGUUAAAUUUCAUAUUGUUCUGCUGCCUUUUUCAAAAAGUAAAUUGCUGAAAUAAAAACUUCCUUUCAUAGCAUCUGGUAUAGGAGGCUCGUCUAUUUUAAUUUUCUUCCAAACUGGGAAGGUCCUCCUAUAGGGAAAUCUUCCACUCAGCU